Nomia melanderi (Alkali bee) is the source of this 1483-nucleotide messenger RNA. Its product is annotated as protein AAR2 homolog. Gene Ontology annotation, biological process: spliceosomal tri-snRNP complex assembly. NCBI's taxonomy places the organism in Eukaryota, Metazoa, Arthropoda, Insecta, Hymenoptera, Halictidae. The record is from RefSeq and is a predicted model, not a curated record.
UUUCGUCUAGAUGGCGCGUAUGUUUGUUUCAGUUUCAACAGUAAUUUCACCAUGAACCAUAGAUUACUAAAGUAACGGAAACUGUCAAUAAAAUUUAUAUAGACUCGAAUAAUUUUAGUAAAUUGUAAACAUAAAAAAGUUGUCAAACAUUUAACUGUAUAGAAGAAAGUAUAAAUCAUUCCCGAUACUAAUAAGGAAUCAUGGCAAGUGGGAAAAUGAAAAUUGACGAAGAUUUUAUUGGAAAACUUGUAGAUGAGGCUGCUAAAGUAGUUGUGCUAAAUAUUCCAAGUGGUACAGAAUUUGGAAUUGAUUUAAAGACUUGGAGAGUAACCGAUAGUUUUAUGGGCAUCAGAAUGAUUCCACCAGGAUUUCAUUACGUGCAUUACAGUGCUGUGAAUAGGAUCGGAGAGCCAGCACCUAGAAUUGGAUUCUUUCAUACAUUUAGCAUAUCUGAAUUUUUAGUCAAGAAGUGGGAUGAAGAAGCAGAAGAUUUUAGUGUAGAAGCUGUACCAGAAGAAGUAGUUCAAAGAUUAAAGAGUAACUCGAAACAGUUGGACAGAUAUUUAGCAUGCUAUCCUUUUGAUAUAUGGAUAAAGUGGAUAGACUUAACAAAUCUUAUCAGGCCUUCAUUAGCUGAACGUUGUGCACCUGUGUGUGGAGUUGUCAGGUCAGCUUUAGAGUUAGAGCAUUGUACCGAUGCAAUGAGACCAAGAGGUGGAGUAUUAAGUCCAAGAAGGAAGAAAAGAUGUGGAAUCACUGUAGAAGAAAGGGAGAACGAACUACUUCCUGAUAUGAAACCUGUACCAGGCACAGAUCUUCGGUUCACCAAAUUGCCAACUAAAUAUUAUCCAGAUAACGCAUCACCAAGCGAGAUCACAAUGCAUUCCCUUGACUCCAGCUAUGCGUUGGAGACAUUUUUGAGACAAUUACCACACCCCCUAGAAAUUAUUGGUGAAAUGCAGUUGGCAUUUGUUUGUUUUCUGGUUGGACAAAGUUUGGAUUCCUUUGACCAUUGGAAGAAACUUAUAAUUCUUAUAUGCGAUGCUGACUCUGCAAUACCGAAACUACGAGGGAUUUACAUCGCAUUUUUGAAAGCGAUAGAGACUCAACUGACGCAUGUACCUGAUGAUAUACUUUGCGAUAUUGUCGAUAACAACAAUUUUAUAUACCAUAGUCUUCGGAAGCUUUUUGCAACUAUAGAGGAAAAUUCACGUAUAGACAGUCGUUUGAAAUGCCAAGCUUCGCACUUCCGUGAUCGGUUAAAAGCGAAGUUAGCGUGGGAUUUUUCUGACAUGCACGAAGUCAACGAGGAUGAGGCGCCCGUAAUCGUGUCUUUAGAUUAAAAAAAUUCUAGAUGUAUAUUUUCAGUGAAGACUAAGAGUUUAAAUUAUAAACGCCAUAAGAUAUAUAUAUAUAUAAACUUGUUUCAUAUAAAUAUUUGUUUUUAUUAAGGAUAUAUAAAUAAAUGUAUUACAAGGCAUAA